AUGACAACUGACGACAACGAGGAGUCCGGGUCCUCGUGGAACUCACUCUUCCUCCCCCUCGAGGAGGAAGUCAUCUUCGCAUCCUUCAUCACUCUCUUCUGCCCGACGCAGCCUUCGCAGGGGCGUGAGCAGCAGGAGCGAGAGCCGCAGCAUCAGCAACGCCGAGUUUCCACCGUGGACGAGGCCGACCAGUACUCCGCCGCCGAGGGGGAGAAUUUACCGCGUAACGCUACGGGUGAGGACACGCGGUCACCGCUCUUUCUUCUCUGCGGAGAGCGCGCUGACUCUGUGGCGUGUGUGCUGCGAAACCGUCAGGUCGUGUUCUUUGACAUGACGGAUGAGCGACAUGGCCCCAAGGAGGUGCGCCGUCUGCGCGGGACAAAAAAUCUGCGCGGCUGCAGCUCCUCCGAGGCGACGUGUGCCUCGCUGAUUCCCAUUGAGGUGGCAUACAUGUGCCGUGUGCCGGCUGCGGCGAUGCCGCCCGCUACUCCGUCCCCUGAUGCUGCUGGGGGUGGUGGUGGUGGUGGUGUGGCUGGACCGUCCAACAGUCUCGCGGUGGACAUGACGGUGCUGCAGACCUCCUCGGAUCGUGUCAUGUAUCUCCGCGGCGUUGUGGGCUCGAACGACGGUCGCGUCGACGUCUUCUCGGAGCACAACUAUGUGUUUGGUUUUGUUGCCCACGACACGCCGGUGGUGGCGGUCAGCGCCAUCUACAGCGGCUGCGCCUCGCAGGAGGGCGACAGGGACGGGGCCCGCUUGAAUAAUGGCGGGGACGGCGGCGUUGUGCUCCCACCAUUCGGAAACGACGACGAGCGCCGCUUCGAGAAUGCGACGGCGAACAUGGGCUUCGUCACAUGCGGCAGCGACGGUGUCCUGUACGUGUGGAAGCGGCAGGGCCUCUACCUCAAACCGAGGGUUCUAGAAAAGAGCGCAUUCUUCUCGCGGACAAUCAAGUGGCAGGUGGUGCAGCCGUCAUGCCGCGACUGGCUGCUGGGCGGCAUGUGCACUGGGCGGGUGCCGCUGGUGGUGCACACGACACCGGGCCUCGAGCACGAGCUGCGCGCACGCAGCAGCGUCACCUUCGACGACGCAGAGCCGCGCGUGGAGCU
Messenger RNA from Trypanosoma grayi, 1109 nucleotides. RefSeq lists its product as hypothetical. The annotation marks the transcript as partial. The record is from RefSeq and is a predicted model, not a curated record. The transcript has a single exon. NCBI's taxonomy places the organism in Eukaryota, Euglenozoa, Kinetoplastea, Trypanosomatida, Trypanosomatidae.